Molecule: messenger RNA, 951 nt
Organism: Pleuronectes platessa (European plaice)
Lineage: Eukaryota; Metazoa; Chordata; Actinopteri; Pleuronectiformes; Pleuronectidae
Product: zona pellucida-like domain-containing protein 1
Exons: 9
Coding region: 1-951 (316 amino acids)
Cellular component (GO): cell surface
Source: RefSeq, a predicted model, not a curated record
AUGGCUCUAUUCAGCUUCCUUAUUCUGACCUCCCUGUGUAUUGUGGGCCGGGAGGCCCUCAGCUUAUCCGACUGUGGAGUCUACACCACGAGCGAGCCAGGGACGGGAAUCUUCUCCGACUUCUCCAACAUCCAGACGCUGAAUGUCAGCGGGGUGGUGCGAUCCUUCGACCCAACCAUCGGGACCAUCACCUACAACGCAGAGCUCAAGUACUACUACUCGUGUGCUUAUCCUCUGGAGUAUUUCAUCAACAACACCCAGGUGGACGUCUCUUCCUCCACCACGGCUCUGCAGGACAACAAUGGGAGCUUCAUCAGUACUCUGAGCAUGGCCUUGUACAAGGAUGAUAAUUACACGGAGCCCCUUGCUAUGCCCCCUCUCGGUGUGGCACUGAGGACAAACAUCUACGAGGUGGUCGCUGCAUCCAACCUGACCCACAGGUACUUCGUGCUUCUGGACCGAUGUUACGCCUCAGUGUCUCCGCUGCCCUCCAACGACACCUCCUUUAAUCUGUUUGUCUCGUGCUCCGUAGAUCAGCUGACCACCGUGCUGGAGAACGGCGAUAGCCAAAAGGCCCGCUUCUACUUCCCGGCGUUCCGCUUCAUCGAGCAGCAGAACCAGACCAUCUCCACCUACUAUCUGCACUGCAUCACCCGGCUCUGUGAGCGCAGCACCUGCAGCUCCUUCAAGAGAUGCAGCAGGAAGAAGAGGAGCGUGGAGACCACGGUCGUCCAGGACAGCAUCACUGAGCUGUUCGUGCUCACAGUGGCUAUAAGGGCCAAGACGGAGAGCUCCUUUCUCCCCAAAGACGAGGCGCUCACCGGUCCCCAGACCGAUGGCAAGGGCGCGUCUGUCAGCCUGGGAAUUGCUGUGGCCGUCCUCAUUGUGAUAGGGGUGACGGCCAUUUUCAUGGCGGCAUCUUUUUAUCGAAAGAUGAAGCGGCUACGCUAG